AUGAAUGAGCCAGGGCGCCAAGCUAUCAUCGAACUAGAGUUCAUCAUUAUUGGUGGGGGCCUUACAGGACUGGCCACCGCACAUGCUCUCGCCUCCUCUGGACAUCGAGUUCGCGUCUUCGAGAAGUCCUCCAGUGGAACCUCCUCCUCGGUAGCAGGAGUCCGCGUACCGCCAAAUGGUUCACGGGUGCUACUGCAAUGGGGUCUUUCUGAGCGAAUCAGAAAAUGCGCAACGGAGGUUCCAUCUCUCGAUUUCGUAGACAUGGAAAGCGGAGAAAGAUUGGGAUAUCUCGCUAUGGCCGAGCAGAUUAUAGAGCAAUUAGGAGCUCCACCUUUGGGCGCUUCGCAUCAUGGCAUUCACGACAUGCUUCACGACCUCGCCACCACAUCUGGUGUACAAAUCACAUACAACGCCCCGGUCAUUUCUGUCUCACCAUCCCGAGCUUCGUCUACCCCAUCGUCACUAUCUAUUCCUUUAUCCACCGGAAUUGAUCGCCCGUCUGUUACCCUUGCCACCGGCGAAACGUUCCACGCGGAUGUUAUCAUUGGAGCAGAUGGCAGGGACAGUGUUGUUCGUCCCGUUGUAGAAGAUAUACCUCCGAUACCGCCACCGACUCCACUGGUCGUGUAUACGGGGAUCAUUCCGAUGGAAGUCAUGCUAGCUAACGAUCUUACUACGGAUGUUGUGGCUAUGAGUGCUCCGUAUUGGACUGGAGAUAACGUUUUGGUCGCCACGGAUGAUCAGACAUGGGCCGUUAGCAUAUUCGUGAAUGAGGAUAGUAACGAAGAUGCUCCAACUGGAUGGGGUGCUUCCAUUUCUCCUCGUUUUGUAAUCCGCCAGCCCCUAGAACCACGGUUGAAUGCGAUGAUCGACCGACUUCCCACAGUCUCACGUAUAAAGAGCACGGCCAUGCCUCACGCCUCAUCCUGGAUCGACGCGUCGGAACGCAUCAUCAUUGCAGGAGAAGCUGCCCAUCCUUUCACACCAUGUGGACUACCCGUCGUGUCCUCCGCCCUCGAGGAUGCCUGCGUUCUCGGGACCCUUUUCUCCCACAUUCGCCACCCAUCCCAAAUCGCCUCCCUCCUCUACGCAUACGAAGAGAUCUGUAGACCGCGCGCCCACGCCGGGCACAACCUCGAACUUGCCAAUCUCACGUUGCUUCGUCUCCCGCCUGGCCCCGCACGCAAUGUUCGAAACGAGAUCUGGGCGACCGUGAAGUCGUUGAAUCAGGAAGAGGACGCGCACAUCCAUGGGAGGUAUGACGCGGAGCCGGAGGACCAAGAGUUGAGGGAACAGUGGCAGGGGUUGUUUGAGAUUUGGGGAUUUGACGCAAGGGAUGCUGCGGAGGAUUGGUGGCUUAAGUGGGGAAUUUUGGAGGAGAGGGCUUUGGGUAUGACCUGGGCGGGGGAGGACGACGCGUUCGUGGACGGGAUGAAGAGUAUGAGCUUUCAAUGUGUCGAGACGGUCAUUGAGUGA
Messenger RNA from Stereum hirsutum FP-91666 SS1, 1476 nucleotides. Its product is annotated as FAD/NAD-P-binding domain-containing protein. The transcript has 8 exons. The record is from RefSeq and is a predicted model, not a curated record. NCBI's taxonomy places the organism in Eukaryota, Fungi, Basidiomycota, Agaricomycetes, Russulales, Stereaceae. Gene Ontology annotation, molecular function: monooxygenase activity; FAD binding. Bases 1 to 1476 code for a protein of 491 amino acids.